Messenger RNA from Spinacia oleracea (spinach), 1652 nucleotides. Its product is annotated as protein RETICULATA-RELATED 4, chloroplastic. NCBI's taxonomy places the organism in Eukaryota, Viridiplantae, Streptophyta, Magnoliopsida, Caryophyllales, Amaranthaceae. The coding region runs from base 145 to 1338 and encodes 397 amino acids. The transcript is spliced from 8 exons. The record is from RefSeq and is a predicted model, not a curated record.
CACGACUAAACAACUCAAGUGGUACUCACUUUGGCCAUCCCCGUUAAAAAGGAGUUGAAAAAUUAGACCUAAAACAAAACCAACAAAAAGCACUUUCGUUUUCUCACCAAAAAUUCAAAAAAAACAGGGAAAGAAAACUCAACAAUGGCGAUCGCCGCCAUGUCAUUUUCUCUCUCCUCCUCUUCUCCGUCCAACCUCAGCCUUCACCACCGCCGCAGUCUCUCUCCUCCACUCCUUCCUCCUCCUCUAACAAUCUCUUCCGCCACCAAGCCACUCACUCCUCUCUCCAUCUCCUCCAACCUCCUCCGUCGUUCUCCCUCACACAUUCGCCGACACAUCCCAAUUGGUUACUCCGAUGGUGACUCCGGUGAAGGAGGAAACUUCGGUGGCAGCGGUGGAGGUGGCGGCGGGGAAGGAGGAGGUGAUCACGGCGGUAAUGAUAAUGAUGAUAAUAAAAAUAAGAAGGAUGCAUUUAUGAUUUUAUCGGAGAUCGGAAGGUCGGUUGAUAGUUUGCCGAAAGAUUUGGCUGGUGCGAUUGAAGAAGGGAGGAUUCCGGUGGAGAUUGUGAGGAAGUAUUUAGAGCUCGAGAAAUCGGCGUUUAUGCGGUGGUUGCUUCAAUUUGAAGGGUUUAGGGAAAGAUUAUUGGCUGAUGAUCUGUUUUUAGCUAAAGUUGGCAUGGAAUGUGGUGUUGGUGUCUUCACUAAGACUGCUGCAGAAUACGAGAAGAGAAAGGAGAAUUUCUUCAACGAAUUGGAAGUUGUUUUUGCUGAUGUGGUUAUGGCGGUCAUUGCGGAUUUCAUGCUUGUCUAUCUCCCUGCUCCAACCGUUGCCCUCAGACAACCUCUUGCAAUGAAUGCUGGAGCUAUUACGAAGUUUUUCCACAACUGUCCUGAUAAUGCUUUCCAGAUUGGUCUCGGUGGUAAUUCAUACUCAUUGAUGCAAAGGAUGGGGGCUAUUGUGCGAAAUGGGGCAAAGCUUUUUGCUGUCGGCACUACAUCCUCAUUGGUUGGUACAACCAUAACUAAUGCUGUGAUCAACGCACGUAAAGCUGUUGACAAGUCAGGUGGUGAAGAAGUCGAAAAUGUUCCUAUUCUAUCCACUAGUGUGGGUUAUGGUGUGUAUAUGGCAGUUUCAAGCAACCUUAGAUAUCAAUUUUUGGCUGGUAUAGUUGAACAACGGAUACUGGAACCUAUGUUUCACAACCAGAAACUUGUGUUAAGUGCUCUUUGCUUUGCUGUACGGACAGGCAACACAUUCUUGGGUUCAUUAUUGUGGGUGGACUAUGCACGCUUGAUCGGUAUCCAGAAAGAUCACGACAAAAAGCAUGCUUCGGAUUAAAUCUGCUUUGUUUUGCCAUCAAAUAGAACGUAGAGCAACUGAUUUUUCAUACAGGAGGACGUUUAGGGGAACAGAGCCAUUUUCGUUUCUCUUUUUUACCUGUAUUUUUCCACAUCAAUGUACUGAAAAUGAGUAGUUGCACUGUUGUGGACUUGCUGUUACAUUUUUCAGUUUUUUGGGACUUGAUUAAUUUUAUUGCAGUUGCUAGCUUGUGACAUAAACUAUCCGUAAAAUACAUAAAUAUAUGUUGUGAUCGUAAUUCCUUAAUCAGGUCCAUUUUCGGUUCGGACUGAAUGCACUUCAAAUUAUUGUAA